Molecule: messenger RNA, 3402 nt
Organism: Galleria mellonella (greater wax moth)
Lineage: Eukaryota; Metazoa; Arthropoda; Insecta; Lepidoptera; Pyralidae
Product: GATA zinc finger domain-containing protein 14-like
Exons: 9
Coding region: 948-3347 (799 amino acids)
Source: RefSeq, a predicted model, not a curated record
ACUUGUAUGUUUAUAUCUUUAUUAUAUUCCAUAAUUAGUGAUAUUAUUGUUAUAGCUAAUGCACUGUGUCCUAGUCAUGUAAAAUAAAUAUUCUGUUUUAUUUUUUAAACUAUAUUAUUUUUAUUCCUGUGCUUAAGUUUGAUUUAUAAAUAAAAUAUUUUGUCAUUUCAGUGUUGCCAAUAUGUGGUGAAUCCCUAGACUUCGGAGGAGUUAUUUUUCUGGAUCUAAAACUUACAGCAAAUAUUAUUUAUUCUUCUCCAUUCUAAGGUUGCCUGGAAGAGAUCGUUAUUUAGCGAUAAGACUGUCCAUUGUUGCCUCUUUAUCUUGGUUUUAUGUAAUGAAGUUUAUGUAAUUAAACAUUCAUUUUGUUUGUAUACAUAUUAUUAAUCUUUAUAUGUGUAUAAUUUUUUGAAGGAGUUAUUAAAAAGUUUUCAUACAUGCGUUUAUACUUUAAUAAAUGUAAAAAAAAUUAAGUAGUAAAAAUAAUCAAACGUAAUUUCUAUUUUUUUGUUAGGGCUCUCUUAGUUUUUAUAAGAGGGUUUAUAUUUAAUUUAGGAACUUAAUAAAUUUAAUUUGUAUCACUGAAAAACAAUAAUUUUUUUCACCAAACUUAAAUAGUAUUUUGGUAUUCAAUAGCGUCAUAAUUUUUACCGAAUUGUUUAAUUUGCGAUUAAGGCUAUAUAUUCAUAAUUAUCAAGUUAAUCAUCAAUUUAUUUAAAUGGUUACAAUUAAAUAAUUAUAUAAAAUAAAGUAAAUGUUAUUCGUAAUGGUGAGAAAGGGCCAAAGUUAUUGACUCUGUAAAACCGGAGUCAUAUUACUGGCAACACACAUUAAAAAAACAUAAAUUUAAAAAUUGUUUAUCGCCUAUCCGUUGCUUAACUCAUGUUUUUGUUUAUGUUUCUUAUUAUUUAGUUCCAUGUUUUGUUGACGGAGUAUCAAAAUAAAUCAUGUCCUUACAAGUGAAUGAUAAGAAAAAGGCUUUGCAACUUCAGAAAGAGAAGUUGCUCGCUGAAAUCCGAUAUUACGAGAAGAGAAUUGAAGAAUUUCCUAACUGUUUAAACCGAAGUUUCACUCUAGAUGAUUGCAGCUCCGACUCCGAAGAGGAGUUUCCUAUCAGAAUAGAGCACAGCCGGUCUGUUUCCGAGCUCAAGGUGGAACAGUCUGUGCUGAAGACCCGGCUGCAGGCCACACAGGAGCUGACCAACCUGGAGGUGCUGCAGUCAGAGGUGAAAGUGCUGGUUGGAGAACCUGAAUUCACUGGCGAGCCCCCAGUGACAGAGGAGGGCGUCUGGCUAGAAGUGACGGCGGAGUGCCGCGUCGACCUGGUGCCGUUCUCCAUUAUUUUCUGCGUGCAUAAACCUAGUCGAAAGUUUGGCGCGUUCUCGUACCGGAAACUCCGUGUGGCGGUGGUGAAGGCGGCACACGAGACGGAGCUGGCUGCUUCCGUGCUGGGGACCGUCAGACAGCCCAGCGAUGCCGUCGAGGUGCUCAAAAGCUACGCAGUGGCGCAUCGCUCCAGACGGACGACCCUCGCGCGGCUCGCAGAGAAAUACGGGAACUCUUUGUUCAUGGAGCCUAUGGCCGAGGGUGGGUACCUGUUGAAGUGCGCCGACCUGCUGGAGAUGUCGUGGACCCUGCAGAACAAGUCGCGCGUCGCACCCUUCCAGCACCGGAUGAAGUUUGAACUUGAAUACAUGGCGGAGUCAUACAUAAAAGCAAUAUCACAAGUCCACAAACAGCUGUCCGAUCCGACGAUCACUACAGACGAACGCACAUUACUGUUGGCGAAAAUAAUCAACAUCGUCCUCGAGGCGAAAGGUCCAACGCAAGAGCUCUACGAAAGCAUGGAAUCGGACCCCGAGACCGCCAGCAGCCUUCGGAGGCGCCGCACUACAUUAGACGAACCGGAUCCGGCAAUUGAGUAUCCGGUGGUGAAAAAGAAAAAAGAUAAUGAAGUUAUGGCCCCACCUAAAUCUCUGCCUAAAAAAGUUAAAAGAAAUAAAAAUAAAACAAAUGAAAGUAAUAUUGAAAGUGAUAACACUAAAACAAUAACUGCUGAUGUAGGAGAGAAAACUCAAAACGAUGAAGGCGUGGAAUCGGUUCAUAAUGAUGUUUCGGAGGGUUCAUUAAAAAGUACAGAAAAUACUAAACUCAAGGAAAACGAUAAUGUCAUAAAAACAAAUAAAAAAUCAAAUAGUAAUGAUAAUCAUAAAUCUAAAAGUAGAGAAAAUAAAGAAUCAAAAGAUAAAGAAAAUAAAGUUGUUAAAGCAAAAUCAGUUAAAAUGUCGAAAAAACUAGAUCACCCAAAAGGUGAUAAUAUUGUUGAUAAUGAAGAUAUUACCGAAACUAAUAGUAGUCAUGCAGGAAAUAAAAAUAGCAAACAUAUUUCUAAAUCUGGGAAAAAUACAGACAAUCCAAAAGAGAAAGGAGAUAGAGUUGUUGAUAAAGUCAAUACUAAAACUAAAACCAACGAUGAACAUGCAAUUGGGAAAGCUAAUACAAAAAACAAAAAAGUCGACGUUGCAGCACAAAAAGGGGAAAAUGCAGACGACCAUAAAGAUAAUGUAGACAGUAAUCCAACAAAUGAAAAAAACACUAAUAAAGAUGGGAAAACAGUUAAAAAAACUGUUAAAAGAGUGAAUAGCGACAAUCAAGUACAGAAUGCUAAAAAAAUUAAAACUAAUAAUUUGGUUGAUAGAAAGAAUCAAGAUAAAGGAGACAAUUCGAAUACAAAAACAGUGGCUAAAGGCGUAGAGAACAAUAAAAAAGAUAUCCCUGGAACCACUAAUAAAGGGACUCAUAUAGAAAAUAAAAAACUAGAAGGCAAUAAGGAUGCACAAAUAAACGAAGCAAGCGACAAUAACAAAAUCGUGUCCAAUGCAGCAAACGAAAAACGUACACAGAAAAUUGUUGAAAAAAAUCAAACUGUUAAAUCGAAAAGUAACAAUGCAGAUACGAAACAGAAUAAAACAUUUAAAAAUAAAAAUAAUAAUGAUAUUAAUAAGCAAAUUUUAAAUAAAAUCACAAAAAAUAAUCAGGAGAAUGAAAAAAACAUAACAAACACAGUCGAUAAGAAUGUUAGAAAAGUUAUGAAUCAAAACAAACCCAUAUUUGGUAAUAAAUUAUUGAGUAACAUAGGUAAUGGAAUGACUAAAACUAGUUCUAAGAUACCACAAAGAGCAUCAGCGCAGGGGUUUUUGAAGAAGAACCAUCUACGAAUCAGUCCAAGGAUAACACCGUCUAAAUUCAAAACGGGCUCAGUACAGAAGUCAAAUGGCAGAAUUGCUCCUCAAAUACCCAUCACGAGUAUACCAAGGCUACUGAAAAAACCGGUGACGAAAAUUUAGAACGAGAUCUUGCAUUUUGUAUUUUUGUUCAUAAAAUAAAUAUUAUAAAUUCAAA